AUGCAAAACAUCUUAUCUUAAUAAUAACAAUUUUUUGAUUUGUUAGACAAAUAAGUGGAUGCCUAUAAGACAUUGCUUGAUCAAUUGAAUUCGAGUCAAGACAAAUUCAAUAAUUUACUUUAAGAUUAUUUGCUAAAAUUUCAAACGAUCAAUAAUAAACUAGUCUAAGGACGGCAAGAUUUUUCCUGCUCUUAAAUUCAAAUUAAAAGAAAUGAUGAGCUGUACACUCAUUCUCAAUUACAUAUAUAAUUCAAUUUAAGAUCUGUAACUCUAUUUUUUUUAAGUAUUUAGUUACUGGAGAAGCAAUAUAAAUACAAACUUACCUUAGCAGAUGCCCUAGAAACUCCACUUUAUCGAGACCGUAUCUUUCAAUUGAGAGUUGAAUUGAAAAACAAAAGUGGCGACCUCGUUAAAAACCCUAAUAAAAUCGAACUAGUUGUUGCAAUCUAUUCAUAAGAACAAUAUCCCAAGGAAAUCAAAGUUAAUAAUAAAGGAGAACAGAUAUUGAAAGGUCACUUGUGUGUGCCUCUUAUCAAAGGAACUGCCUUCUUUACGAGAGUCCAAAUUAGGGAAGUAUCUUCCCAUUAUUAAAAUGGAUCCAUCAUUUUGGCUAUUCUACCCUAAUUCAAAUCAAAUGAUGAACCCAUCAAUAGUAGGGAUGUUCAACCACUCAUCGUCGAGAAUAUUAAAGUUAAAGCAAAAAAAUUUUCAGAACGUCACAUUCCUGUAUAUGUAAAUUAAUGA
This is a messenger RNA of Paramecium tetraurelia, 744 nucleotides long. RefSeq lists its product as uncharacterized. NCBI's taxonomy places the organism in Eukaryota, Ciliophora, Oligohymenophorea, Peniculida, Parameciidae. The transcript has a single exon. The record is from RefSeq and is a predicted model, not a curated record.